AUGAAGAGGUGCAAAUCGGACGAGCUGCAGCAACAGCAGGGCGAGGAGGAUGGAGCUGGGCUGGAAGAUGCCGCUGGCCACCUGGCGGGCGCGGACCUCCGGCCUGGGGAGGCCACGGGUGCUAACUCGGCAGGCGCGCCAACUUCAGAUGCGGGCGCUGCCGCGGCGCCCAACCCGGGGCCCCGAAGCAAGCCUCCUGAUUUAAAGAAAAUCCAGCAGCUCUCAGAGGGCUCCAUGUUUGGCCACGGCCUGAAGCACCUGUUCCAUAGCCGGCGCCGGUCACGGGAGAGGGAGCAUCAGCCGUCUCAGGAUUCCCAGCAGCAGCAGGGCAUGUCCGACCAUGACUCCCCGGACGAGAAGGAGCGCUCCCCGGAGAUGCACCGCGUCUCCUACGCCAUGUCCCUGCACGACCUGCCCGUGCGGCCCACCGCCUUCAACCGCGUGCUGCAGCAGAUCCGCUCCCGGCCGUCGAUCAAGCGGGGCGCCAGCCUGCACGGCGGCGGGGGGGCCGGUGGCGGCGGCGGGGGGGGCGGCAGCCGGCGCACCAAGAGCAGCUCCCUGGAGCCCCAGCGCGGCAGCCCCCACCUGCUGCGCAAGGCCCCCCAGGACAGCAGCCUGGCCGCCAUCCUGCACCAGCACCAGUGCCGCCCCCGCUCCUCCUCCACCACCGACACGGCCCUGCUGCUGGCCGACGGGGCCAACGUGUACCUCCUGGCCGAGGAGGCCGAGGGCGGCGGCGACAAGGUCGACAAGGGAGACCCGGCGGCCCUGAGCCUCCUCGGCGGCCCCGGCCACGGUGACACCGAUGGCCCCAUCAGCCUGGACGUGCCAGACGGGGCCCCGGACCCCCAGCGGACCAAGGCUGCCAUUGACCACCUGCACCAGAAGAUCCUGAAGAUCACCGAGCAGAUCAAGAUCGAGCAGGAGGCGCGGGACGACAACGUGGCCGAGUACCUGAAGCUGGCCAACAACGCGGACAAGCAGCAGGCUUCGCGCAUCAAGCAGGUGUUCGAGAAGAAGAACCAGAAGUCGGCACAGACCAUCGCCCAGCUGCACAAGAAGCUGGAGCACUACCGCCGGCGCCUGAAGGAGAUUGAGCAGAACGGGCCCUCGCGGCAGCCCAAGGACGUGCUGCGGGACAUGCAGCAGGGGCUGAAGGACGUGGGCGCCAACGUGCGCGCCGGCAUCAGUGGCUUCGGGGGUGGCGUGGUGGAGGGCGUCAAGGGCAGCCUCUCGGGCCUCUCGCAGGCCACCCACACCGCCGUGGUGUCCAAGCCCCGCGAGUUUGCCAGCCUCAUCCGCAACAAGUUUGGCAGCGCCGACAACAUCGCCCACCUGAAGGACCCUCUGGAGGAUGGGCCCCCCGAGGAGGCGGCCCGGGCGCUGAGCGGCAGUGCCACCCUGGUGUCCAGCCCCAAGUACGGCAGCGACGACGAGUGUUCUAGCGCCAGUGCCAGUUCGGCCGGGGCGGGCAGCAACUCCGGGGCCGGGCCAGCAGGGGCGCUGGGGAGCCCCAAGUUGAACGCGCUGUAUGGGGCCCCCGGCAACCUGGACGCUCUGCUGGAGGAGCUGCGGGACAUCAAGGACGGACAGUCCCACCUGGAGGACUCGAUGGAGGACCUGAAGGCUCAGCUGCAGAGGGACUACACCUACAUGACCCAGUGUCUGCAGGAGGAGCGCUACAGGUACGAGAGGCUGGAGGAGCAGCUCAAUGACCUGACGGAGCUUCACCAGAAUGAGAUGACCAACCUGAAACAGGAGCUGGCUAGCAUGGAGGAGAAGGUGGCCUACCAGUCCUACGAGAGGGCCCGGGACAUCCAGGAGGCCGUGGAGUCCUGCCUGACCCGGGUCACCAAGCUGGAGCUGCAGCAGCAGCAGCAGCAGGUGGUACAGCUGGAGGGCGUGGAGAACGCCAACGCGCGGGCUCUGCUGGGCAAGCUCAUCAACGUGAUCCUGGCGCUCAUGGCCGUGCUCCUGGUGUUCGUGUCCACCAUCGCCAACUUCAUCACGCCCCUCAUGAAGACGCGCCUGCGCAUCACCAGCACCGCCCUCCUGGUCCUCGUCCUCUUCCUCCUCUGGAAGCACUGGGACUCCCUCAGCUACCUCCUGGAGCACGUGCUGCUGCCCAGCUGAGCAGCCAGCCCGCCCCUGCCCCAUGCUCUCCCGGGCCCCAGGGUGCCUGCGCUUCUCCAGGAGGGACCUGGGCAUUCCUGAGUCCCUGGAACUUCUUCGUGUGUCUGGUUUGGCCUCUUGCCCAAACUGUCCAUUCUAGCAGCUCCUGCCCCCUUUUCUGUUCUCGCUUCUGUCUGACGCCUUCCCCCCGAUGUUCUGAAGGGAGCUUCGAGGGCAGCCCCGACCGGAGACGGUGGGGACAUCUGUGGCCAAAGGGAGCAGAGGAGGACACCAGGAUGGACUGUUCUGGAUUAUUUAGUCACACCAGGACUUCUCCCAGCUGACUCAGGAUGUGGCAAGUCAGGAAGGCCAAUAAAAAUAGGAGCAGGAGAGGGCCAGGCCCCAGCCCUUCUCCCUUCCAGGGAAGAGCCCAACCUGGAGGCUCGACAGUUCCCUCCUAUAGAGAUGGCCAGGGUAGAGGUCAGAGGGCAA
Messenger RNA from Neomonachus schauinslandi (Hawaiian monk seal), 2604 nucleotides. RefSeq names its product transmembrane and coiled-coil domain family 2 (gene TMCC2). Gene Ontology annotation, biological process: amyloid precursor protein metabolic process. The record is from RefSeq and is a predicted model, not a curated record. NCBI's taxonomy places the organism in Eukaryota, Metazoa, Chordata, Mammalia, Carnivora, Phocidae. Gene Ontology annotation, cellular component: endomembrane system.